AUGAGCUUCUAUCAACCGCUCAUCUUGCGAUUAGAGGUGAAAAACGGUAGCAAACAAGUUGCUUUCAACGAAUCUUCGAAGUUGGAUAUAGAGCAGUCUCCAUCAACUAUCGAAAGAAAUAGAAGACGGAUCAUGUCUGGCCUCAAAAAGCGGAGCCCACCCACAGCUGCAAGCACCAGAAAUGAUGGGACCGAUGAUGCUCCGAUUGCUCCGGCAACCACAGAAAAAUAUGUUCAGCACGAAAUCCCUCAGCAGUCAGCUAAUUAUCGAGGUCGUCGUACCUACUCGGAAGUUGUAGUCGAGUCACUUGACGGAGAUCGAUGUACUGAUGUGGUUAGUACCACAUCAGACGCAGAAGUUCCACAGUCUUCGCGAUCUUCAAAAGCAGGCUCUGAAACUGUACAGUUUCCUGACCAUGUCACAUAUUAUUAUGGAAACCCAUUCGUUGAAAAAACAGAGGGGAUACUUCAUUUCUUCAAAUACAAUGACGACGGUUUAGGAAAGGACGUGCAGUGUCGAAUGCUAUGCAUGAUAGCUAUACCUUCGCAAAUUACACUACGGGAGAUUUUGCUCUUCAUUGGAGGGGCCAUACAGACCAUUGAGCGAAUCAAGGUUAUCAGGGAUUCCACUCCAAAUGAGUAUAUGGUUAUUCUCAAGUUCAAAACCCAUAAUGAUGCAGUGGUGUUUUUCGAAGAAUACAACGGAAUGCAGUUUAAUAGUCUGGAAACAAAUCAGUGUAAACUGUUAUUUGUUGAUAGGAUAGAAUGUGCAUCAGAAGAUGAGGUGGCUGCAUUGUGCGCUAGCUCUUCCGCAUCUGGCGAAGCGGGAUCCUCCAACCAUUUGACUGAGCUUCCGACGUGUGCUGUUUGUUUGGAGCGCAUGGAUGAUAGUGUUGUAUCCAUCCUCUGCAAUCACACAUUCCAUGCUGGCUGUUUGGAGCAGUGGACCGACACUACAUGCCCUGUGUGUCGAUACAUACAAACGCCUGAACUUGUAGCUGAGCAGAGAUGUUCGGAUUGUGGGCAGAGUUCCGAUCUUUGGAUAUGCUUGAUAUGUGGUAAUAUAGGGUGUGGACGGUACGCAGAAGGUCAUGCGUAUAGGCAUUUUGAAUUGACAUCGCAUACGUUCUGCUUGCAAGUCGGCGGUCAAAGAGUCUGGGAUUACGCCGGUGAUAACUAUGUCCAUCGCCUUAUUCAAUCCGAUACUGAGGGCAAAGUGGUAGAGUACCAAAGAGGAGAUGCUCAGGCCGAAUCAGAGGAGAAGAAGGACAAGUUGGAAGGAAUCAAGUUGGAGUAUACUUGCCUGCUAACUAGCCAGCUCGAAAGCCAGCGAAUGUUUUUUGAGGCUCGUUUGGCUGAUAUGGAGCGAGCGAUGAAUAAUAUGGAGAAAAUGGCUCAAGCACAAAUUGACGAUUUGGAGACAAAAUUGUCGCAAUCCUCGGCUGAGUGCAAAUCGUUGAAGCAACAGUUGCAAGAGGUCAAUGCAGCUAAACACGCGACCGAGAAAAAAUGCUCACAAGCCAUGAGCAAGUUGAGUAAGGUGACCUCUGAGUUGAAAGAAGAGCGAGAAAUGAAUGAGAUGCUACGCAAUGAUCAACAGUUGUGGAAGCACAAAGUGGAUGAGUUGGAGGAGAAGUGCGUUUCUUGUGAGAAACAGUUUUCCCAGAGAAUCAAUGAGCUGCAGCAACAAGUCUCUGAUCUUAUGCUUCAUUUCGACGCACAGUCCAAAAUCCAAGCACAACUUGAGAAUGCUCAACUAUCUAGAGAGGAGAUAGAAUCCAGUCAAGUUGGUGUGUCUAUCAGUACACCCGAAAAGAAGCAACGGCGAAAGAAUAAGAAAUGAUAUGGGUUUUAAAGAUUGUACAUUAUCCAAGUAUUCGAGUUUUAAGUCACACGUUUUCAAUGCUUGCUUUGUAUCUGUUAUAUAUAUACUUUCUUACCCUUCGGUUUUGUUGAAUCCGUGAGCUCUUUUCAUUCCUUUCAUAUGAUGUAUAGAUUUUCCACGCCUUCUAGAGUUGAUUGUAGACUUCAACAGGUGAUACUGGUGCUGAUCUCUUUUAGUUCUCUACAGCGUUUUAUUCCAGAAUUUAACUAAUGCUUAUUGCAGCUGCUAUUUAUCGCCGAAUCACAGAUUGUAUCCUCUGAUAAAGUCAAUUUUUUGAUCGUACAUAAAUUAUCC
Messenger RNA from Cylicocyclus nassatus, 2178 nucleotides. NCBI's taxonomy places the organism in Eukaryota, Metazoa, Nematoda, Chromadorea, Rhabditida, Strongylidae. The record is from the annotation of a GenBank genome assembly.